This is a messenger RNA of Aspergillus neoniger CBS 115656, 1914 nucleotides long. RefSeq lists its product as uncharacterized. The transcript is spliced from 2 exons. Gene Ontology annotation, cellular component: nucleus. Lineage: Eukaryota; Fungi; Ascomycota; Eurotiomycetes; Eurotiales; Aspergillaceae. The record is from RefSeq and is a predicted model, not a curated record. The coding region runs from base 39 to 1688 and encodes 549 amino acids. Gene Ontology annotation, biological process: positive regulation of transcription by RNA polymerase II. Gene Ontology annotation, molecular function: transcription cis-regulatory region binding; DNA-binding transcription factor activity.
CUCAUUCUCCGGUGCGUACAGAAGCUCAUCCAGUAUGUAUGCGCUGCCAACGGUCGAAGAAUCAAUGCACCUACGGGGUUCGCCUUCAAUGGGAGGAUGAUAUGCGGGCCGCGGGGAAAUGCCAUGGACGAACCGGGAUCGUAGCCAGAAGGGGUUCGCUUCGAUGCAAAGAAUCUGAAGAGGACGAUCAACUUCCGUCUUCGAAGCGGAUCGAACGCAAAGAUCAACUUGGUAGCGACGGGGAAUCCGCUUUGAUCCUCACUCCACCCUCUUCGCACAGCCCACUGCGGGCCGCGACGUCAAAAAGCGUUUCUUUUUUGACCCGAGACACAUAUCAGAGUCAGUAUCAUCACUGGAAAGAAAGCAAGGUCCAGUCAUCAAGUACCAAUUUCCGAACCUUGCCCUGGACCCUCGGUGUACCGGACGUUGAUGAUGUGUGCUUGUCGUUUUACGAGUCGAUGAUGAUGUGCCCUGCUGCCGUUACUAUCGACAACGAGGAAACCAAUCCUCUUCGCAAUACAGUAAUGCGCAUGGUAUUUCGGUCUGAAUUGGCAUAUUAUUCUGUACUCAUGACUAGCGCGCAGUACCUGAGAUCAAUCGAUAGUCGCUUUGAACUAUUUGAAAUUCAGGUCCGGCAAAGGGUACUCAAAGGCUUGCGUCAAGCGUUAGCGAAAAGUUGUUUUGAGUUUGAAGACGUGCUGCUGCCGACUAUAUUCCUCUGCUCUUCGGCUAUAUCCCAAAGCUGUGACGCCUCUUGGGUUCGCCACCUGACAUGUUUCCAGAUGGUCAUCAAGCAGAGGGUUCGUCGCCACACAAAAACAUAUGUGCCGCAACUAUUCAUGAGUUACUUCUCAGCGCAUCUAGUGCUGGCAAAGUCCCUUUUCCAAAUUGACAAGGUACUACCUGCUGUAGAAGUGCGGAACGAUCCCUCGUCACCCGUAGAAGAAGAGACCUGCUGGACUUCUUCAGAGUCACUGUCCAAGGCCAUGAAACCGGAUACGCUUCGCGAAAUUGACGUGUGGAAUGGCAUGAGUAACCGCAUGCUCCUGCUUAUUAAUGAUAUAUUGAGCCUCAAGGAUGAUUUGCAGGUCAUGUAUGGAGAAGGGUUCGAAGUUGAAGAGAGACGAAGCGCCAUCGAGGCCAAAAUUAUCACUUUACAAAGGAAUCUCCAGGACACAACACAUUUGCUCCCUGCAUCACUGCGACGAUGUCAGGAUUCCGCCGAGGUUGUCCAUAGGCGUCGUCUUCUUGAGUACACUGGCGAAUCCUAUCGUCUUGCUGCGUGCCUGCUUCUCUCAGAAGCGUCCACGCCAGCUUUCCUCGGCUACACCAGUGAACACAGUCUGGGGUUGGAUGCAACGCGGAAGCAGCGCCAUGUCGACUAUAUCCUAUCUCUGGUAGAAUCAAUAGUCUCAUCGCUGGAUCACCUCCCAAUCUCCUGGCCUUUAUGGCCACUCUUCAUUGCCUCGUGCUGCAGUACGACCGAAUCUGAGAAAGCACGGGCCUUGGCACAAUUCCAGGCAGCUCAGGCAAAAGCCCCGUAUGAGAAUACGGUACGGGCACAGACGGUUGUUGAAUUACUGUGGCAGCGACGUGAGCUUUAUGUGGCAGGGGAGAGAACACGAACCGGUCGGUUUGAGUGGGAGUUGGUGAUGGAAUUCCUGGGGUGGCAGACGAGCUUCGCCUGAGGAUUCUUCGUCACCUUAUUCACGUGCACAUGAUUUCCAGCUGUAUACCCCAGGCAUCGUUUCCAGAAUUAAGCAGUAUCAAGAUUUUUUUCACUUUUUCAACCCUACUGCACACUUAUCCUCUUGCACCUGCUUCUAUCCUAUCCUACAAACAGUACCGAUAAUUUUCGUUCUGCCAAUCUGUAAUAUCGCCUGAAUCGUUGUGGCCCGAAUACGCCUGGACAGC